Molecule: messenger RNA, 2640 nt
Organism: Dioszegia hungarica
Lineage: Eukaryota; Fungi; Basidiomycota; Tremellomycetes; Tremellales; Bulleribasidiaceae
Exons: 13
Coding region: 1-2640 (879 amino acids)
Cellular component (GO): cytosol
Molecular function (GO): protein binding; mRNA binding
Source: RefSeq, a predicted model, not a curated record
AUGGACCCACCCAAACCCAAACAGCCCAAAUCAGACACCAUCGAACAGCUCUCGCAGCUCCUGGCAGAGCUCGAAGAAUCCCCCGACAAUGUCCCUCACCGCCUCAAAGCCAUCGACCUGAUGGCCAACCUCGACCUCGCCUCCGAGCAGCUCGACUCCCUGGAGAAGCUGUCUGAUCUGAUCAUGCUCAAUGAAGCCCAAUGGAACACCUACUUUGACCUCCAAGACGAGGUCACCACGCUCGACGGCCUCGCAGACAUGCUGGAAAAGUAUGACCGCGCCGAGCAAGACUACCAAGUCCUCUCCAUACCCGCCAGACAUAUCCGCUUCCUCCGUCAACAGCACCCCGGCGAGAUUGCCGACUUUCUCACGCCCGACACCCUUCGCGAAAUGAUGCAGUCCAUCCUCGGCCGGUUUCCCCACACCCAGCUGUGGCAGCUAUGCCUAGAAUGGGAAAUGGAGCAAGGCUCAAACGAGCGGAUCCACCAAUUCUACCAGGAACGCCUCGCCGUUCCCCAUCCAGCCAAACACCUCAUGUCGGGCGAGCGCCGAUACGGCAAAGUCAGGCAGGACUUUGAGGAUGCCUUGGGCGCCAUCUUCAACGAGUACAUCCACUGGGAGACCGACAGCAGAGCCAAGCAGCCAAAUCCUGUCCUCGCACAGCAAGUGUUUGAGCGAGCAGUGGCCAUGUGGGCGACCGCCGCGGCCGAGGCUGCGGCUGCCGUCAAGCAGGCCAAAAAGCUCCAGCGAGGAAAGAAGAAGCCAGUGGUGGAGGUCACAGACGACCAGGUGGACCCGUACAAACUGGCCGAGGCGGAUGUGUGGGCCAAGUAUGCUGCUGCGUCGGACGACCCGCAGGCGGAAGACGAAGCCAUCUACGAAAAAGCGCUAUCCUUUGGCGUCAUUACCGGUACCGAGCUCCACCUCUACUGGGCAAGCCACCUCAGCCGCUCCUCUGGCGACGUCUUGCCAACCAUCAUUCGCGGACUGGAACUGAAUGACCCAUCGUGCAAGUUGGAAAAGUUCCUCCUCGAAUGGGCCGAGACCCGCUCCCCGGACCACCUGGACCAAGCCCUCGCUCUCGUAGAGAAACCCAGCAAGGCGCGCUCCUCAUCGUACCAGAUGGCUCUGCUGCGUUCCGGCAUCGAGACCCGCCGCGGCAACCUCGCCCAAUCCCGACACAUCCUCACCACUGCCAUGCAGCGGUCCGAUCUGGACUGGCCAGAAAUGGUUUACGAAUCGUUGACCCAGCUCGAAGCUGUCCACGGCGAUCUCGACAGCAUCAAAUCUAGCCGGAUGCUGAUUGAGCGCGAAUCGGAAAAGCUCGCCAAGCGCCGGCAAAAGGCGUACGUCGAGUACCAGCCUGCGCCUGCCGAUGCAGCCCCCGCGGCAGCUCCAGCUCCAGCUCCUGAAGAAAAACUCCAACGUGACCGCGAACAUACCACCGUCGUCGUCAGCGGCAUUGCCGACACCGACCGAGACCGGAUCGAAGCCUUUUUCUCAGACUGCGGGCCCAUUCGCGAAAUCAUCAGCAAACCCAACGCCGCGUUGAUAGAAUUCAAAUUCGUCGAUGCCGUCCCCGCCGCGCUUGCGCGAGAUCGCAAAAAGCUCGACACGCACGUCAUCAACGUCUCGGCGUUGUGGCGGUCGACCCUCUACGUGACCAAUCUCCACGGCGACGACGAGUCUAUCCGCGCAUUGUUCUCGCAACACGGCCAAGUGCUCGAUACUCGCUGGCCGAGUCUCAAGUAUAAGGCCACUCGGCGAUUCUGCUACGUCACCAUGGACUCUUCAACUUCCGCCAUGAACGCUCUAGCACUGGACGGAACGCAGUCUGGCGAAUUCGCCCUCAGCGUCAAGAUCUCCGACCCACAGGCAAAGGCCAAGCGCUCCGAUUCCACAUCGCUCUAUGUCAAAAGUCUCACCCCCCAGACGACAGAAGCGGAUCUUAGGGAGCAAUUUGAAAAGUUUGGGACUGUCAAAUUCAUCAAGCUCGGCUACGAUACCAUCAAACAAAUCUGCAAGGGCUUUGCUUUCGUUCACAUGUCUACAGAGGCCGAAGCACAUGCCGCACUCGCCCUCGACGGGGCCGCUCUCAACGGCAAGCUCCUCAACGUCAGCAUCAGCGAUCCCAAUCACAAAAAGCCGGAACCCAAACCGGAAUUCGUCGACAAGAAGCAGCGGCAGAUCCGCCUGCACAACAUUCCCGAAGGCACCCAGGAGGGUCUCCUCCAGCAGGCGCUGGAAAAGAUUGUCCCCGUCAAGCGGCUGGAAAUGUUUGCCAAGCAACGCGAGGCUUUGCUAGAGUUGAAAGAAGCCUCGGAUACUGGCAAGCUCUUGCUCCGCUCGGAACCCUUCAUCUUCAACGACACCACCAUCUCCUUUACCGAACAGAGCAAAUCGGACGCCCCAGCCUUUGCGCCUCGCGUGCGUAAAGGCAAAGCCCUCGGCAAGGGUCGCCAGGCUCCAGCGGACAAGGUGCUCGCGCCGUUGACGGGUGGAGACAAGGGGCAGGACGAUUUCAGGGCCAUCGUCAUGGCAAAGAAUACGCAGCGGCAGGGGAAUUUGGAAGCAAACUUGGGGAAGCGGGCGGCAGAGGCGGACGAAAGAGAGGGGAAAAAGGCUAGAACAGAGUUGUAG